Urocitellus parryii (Arctic ground squirrel) is the source of this 1290-nucleotide messenger RNA. RefSeq names its product N-acetyltransferase 8 like (gene Aspnat). Gene Ontology annotation, cellular component: mitochondrial membrane. The record is from RefSeq and is a predicted model, not a curated record. Gene Ontology annotation, molecular function: L-aspartate N-acetyltransferase activity. NCBI's taxonomy places the organism in Eukaryota, Metazoa, Chordata, Mammalia, Rodentia, Sciuridae.
AUGCAUUGUGGGCCUCCCGACAUGGUCUGCGAGACGAAGAUCGUGGCCGCGGAGGACCAUGAGGCGCUGCCGGGGGCCAAGAAGGACGCGCUGCUCGCCGCCGCCGGCGCCAUGUGGCCCCCGCUGCCCGCCGCGCCCGGGCCGGCCGCCGCGCCCCCACCCGCGCCGGGCCCCCAGCCCCGCGGCGGUCCCGAGGGCGUGGGGCCGCCGGCGGGGCGCGGCGUGUGCAUCCGCGAGUUCCGCGCAGCCGAGCAGGAGGCGGCGCGCCGCAUCUUCUACGACGGCAUCCUGGAGCGCAUCCCCAACACGGCCUUCCGCGGCCUGCGGCAGCACCCGCGCACGCAGCUGCUCUACGCCCUGCUGGCCGCACUCUGCUUUGCUGUGACCCGCUCGCUGAUGCUGACGUGCCUGGUGCCUGCUGGGCUGCUGGCCCUGCGCUAUUACUACAGCCGCAAGGUGAUCCUGGCCUACCUGGAGUGUGCGCUGCACACAGACAUGGCCGACAUCGAACAGUACUACAUGAAGCCACCUGGCUCCUGCUUCUGGGUGGCCGUUCUGGAUGGCAACGUGGUGGGCAUUGUGGCUGCACGGGCCCACGAGGAGGACAACACAGUGGAGCUGCUGCGGAUGUCUGUGGACUCGCGCUUCCGUGGCAAGGGCAUCGCCAAGGCGCUGGGCCGGAAGGUGCUCGAGUUCGCAGUGUUGCACAACUACUCCGCGGUGGUGUUGGGCACCACAGCCGUCAAGGUGGCUGCCCACAAGCUCUAUGAGUCGCUGGGCUUCAGACACAUGGGUGCAAGUGACCACUACGUGCUGCCUGGCAUGACCCUCUCGCUGGCCGAGCGCCUCUUCUUCCAGGUCCGCUACCACCGCUACCGCCUGCAGCUGCGCGAGGAGUGACCGCAACCGCCCACCCGCCCGCCACCCCGUUCACCCUGUCCACCUGUGCCCGCUGCCCGCCGCCUGGUGCGGCCCUGCUUUCAGACGCUCACCUUGGCAUCUGUGUUGGGUUUUCCUUUCUCAGCGUCUCGUAGUUAUCUGGCUGGUUCUGGGGGCCUUGGGGCUGUUGCUCAUCCGUGACACUUUGGUGGGGUGGGUUAUCUGCAGCCAUGGCCCCUUGCCCUCCCCAGCCUGUCAGGGUGACUUGCCACUCCUUGAAGAGUGGCAUCGUGGACCACCUAGACUGUCCACCCAGCUGCCUAGCCUGCCUCCGUCAGGGAAGGCCUGGCCUUGCCCACCAAGCACAGAACCUCUGCAGCAAAGCCCCCCAAGGAGCAGCCUCCUGGCCCC